Molecule: messenger RNA, 1780 nt
Organism: Esox lucius (northern pike)
Lineage: Eukaryota; Metazoa; Chordata; Actinopteri; Esociformes; Esocidae
Gene: mthfd2l
Product: methylenetetrahydrofolate dehydrogenase (NADP+ dependent) 2 like
Exons: 8
Coding region: 579-1451 (290 amino acids)
Biological process (GO): tetrahydrofolate interconversion
Cellular component (GO): mitochondrion
Molecular function (GO): methylenetetrahydrofolate dehydrogenase (NAD+) activity; methylenetetrahydrofolate dehydrogenase (NADP+) activity; methenyltetrahydrofolate cyclohydrolase activity
Source: RefSeq, a predicted model, not a curated record
AUGACGCGGAGCGAGGGAGGGAUGCUUGGUGCUGCGGCAACUGCUAGCUUACGCGGGUGAAGGGUGACUGUUCGUCACGUGUCGAUAUUGAAGAUUGACAGCUAGCUGCGGCGUGCGGUGACAUUGUAGCACACUAAACUGUCAAAUGGGAGGGAGGGCAUGGGUUACAAGCGGAAUAUCACGAUGUAUACAUGAUAUGAGGAUACUUUCAAAAACCGGGUCGAUCUUGUAUUGCAUUUUUUCCUGUCUAUUGACGAAGAACAUUACUGCUGAGAAGUUGUUAGCCAGCUGGUACUGUAGCUAACUAGCUAGCUUAGCUCAGUUCACCUGUGCGUCCGGUUGGCUUGGCACAGGUUGAUAUGGUUCGAAGAGCUCCAACUGACCAUGCGCAUGGAUGGGUGUCAAAUAAAUCUCCUGAGCUGCAAAUUGAAAUGACAGAAUGACAACAAACAAGACUUUUUUUUUUUCACCACUGAACUAAUAACGUUUCGUAGCCCCCCGAACAUGACUGAUACAAAUACUGCAUGUAAUACAGCGACUAAUUGGGGCAUGGUGCGGUGGUGUUGUCGGGGACUGAGAUGGCCCGUCAAAUCCACAGAGAGAUCCAGAGGGAGGUGGAGGAGCUGGUCUCCGGGGGCAAUAUGAGACCCCACCUGGGUGUGGUGCUGGUAGGGGAUGACUCGGCCAGCAGGACCUAUGUCAGAAACAAAACAAGAGCUGCUAGCCUACUUGGUAUCUCCAGUGACACGGUGGUGAAGCCUAGCUCUGUGUCUCAGGAGGAGCUACUGGAGCUGAUUGACAAGAUGAAUCGAGACUGGAAGGUCUCAGGCUUGCUUGUUCAACUACCUCUACCAGGACACAUCAAUGAGCGUGCAGUGUGUAACGCAAUAGCACCAGAGAAGGAUGUGGAUGGGUUUCAUAUUGUCAACAUAGGGAAGCUGUGUCUCGACCAGAGAUCCAUGGUACCUGCUACACCCGCUGCAGUAUGGGAGAUCAUCAAAAGAGCUGGUAUCGAGACAGUGGGGAAGAACGUGCUGGUGGCCGGACGCUCCAAAAACGUAGGCUUGCCUAUUGCCAUGCUUUUACACACUGACCGCAACCACGAACGCCCUGGAGGUGACGCCACGGUAACCAUCACCCACAGGUGUACGCCCAGAGAACAGCUGAAGCAGCUGACCCAUCUAGCUGACAUCGUGAUCUCAGCAACAGGGGUGCCGGGGCUGAUCACGGCAGACAUGGUGAAGGAGGGUGCGGCAGUCAUCGAUGUGGGGAUCAACCGAGUCCGUGACCCCAUAACAGGCAAACUGCGAUUGGUGGGAGAUGUGGACUUUAAUGGAGUGAAGGAGAAGGCGGGGUUUAUAACACCAGUUCCUGGAGGGGUGGGGCCUAUGACAGUUGCCAUGCUGAUGAAGAACACUGUAGCUGCUGCCAGAUACGCACUGACACACUGAAACACACCAACAUAAAAUCACUCACACAAACAUAGAAUCUCACACACAACGGAACAUGCUAGAAUAAACACACAGUGAAACACAAAGGUGACACACAUUAUCAAACACACACAGAGAUGACACACUCCAAUACAACCAUACGAAGCAUGCACACUCCAUACAUCCAGGGGUUUGGUUACUUUAAAUGUUUUUAUUUAUUAAUUUUGAAGCUCAUUUAUUGAGAGUUUUUACAUUUGUAUUUUUUCUACUGAAGCCAUUAGUGUUAUGUUCCAGUUAUUUAAGAAUAUUUCAGCUUAUUUGACUGAAAGUGAAAAUCAAUAAAAAAUUAA